AUGUUGGUAGCCGAAGAGUUGGCAUAUGACAAUGAAUCGUUGAAGACAGAGCAUGAAAUGUUGGUAACACAAUUGACGGACGAGCAAAAGAAUGUCUUCGACUCUGUGAUGAAUGAUAUUGAUUCUAAUGGAGGUGGAUUGUUCUUUGUGUAUGGUUACGGAGGAACAAGCAAGAUGUUCGUGUGGAGAACGUUAUUGUCAAAGAUAAUGAGCCACGGUGAUAUUGUUCUCAACAUUGCUUCGAGUAAAAUAACAUCUUUGCUCUUGCCGGGAGGCAAGGCGGGGCAUUCCAGAUUUGGUAUACCACUCUCUUUGAAUGAAGAUUCCACGUGCAAUGUAUUGCAAGGCAAUUGA
Molecule: messenger RNA, 354 nt
Organism: Ipomoea nil (Japanese morning glory)
Lineage: Eukaryota; Viridiplantae; Streptophyta; Magnoliopsida; Solanales; Convolvulaceae
Exons: 1
Coding region: 1-354 (117 amino acids)
Biological process (GO): DNA repair; telomere maintenance
Molecular function (GO): DNA helicase activity
Source: RefSeq, a predicted model, not a curated record